Molecule: messenger RNA, 1944 nt
Organism: Lipotes vexillifer (Yangtze River dolphin)
Lineage: Eukaryota; Metazoa; Chordata; Mammalia; Artiodactyla; Lipotidae
Gene: GRAMD2B
Product: GRAM domain containing 2B
Exons: 14
Coding region: 168-1466 (432 amino acids)
Cellular component (GO): cytoplasmic microtubule
Source: RefSeq, a predicted model, not a curated record
GAACGUGUGCAGGUUGGCGGCCCCCGGCAGGGCCGGCCCGGAUGCGCCGAGCGGCCCAGGGCGCAGGGGAGGGCGCGGCGGGUUCGCUGGGCCUGCGCCCCGGACAGUGGGAGUCGGGGAAGCGGGAGGAGGAGGCUGUCUGAAGGUGCCCUCCAGACGCGGCCCUGAUGACUGAACUACAGCAAGAUGUGGACGACACAAAGCCUGCCAAAGUGCUCGGGAAGAGAGAGAGCAAAAUUGGCUCAGCCCACUCAGAGGCUGAGAAUGGCGUGGAGGAGAAAAAGAAGGUCUGCAGGCCACCAGCAGCCCUGUCCCCUGCUCUGUCCAGCGAGGCCGAGUCCGCAGACCAGAAGAGAAUCAUUUCCCUGCGGUCGAAAUCCAGUUUUGAUGGUGCCUCUUUAGCAAGUGAGAAGAAUGACUGUAAAACAGAAAGCAAGAAUGACUCUAAGAUUGAAAGGAAAAAGGCCUCAUCUUCCAGCCAGGACAAGGCAAACAUGCACUUCCACAAGCUGUUUCUGGAUGUCCCCACUGAGGAACCCCUGAGGCAAAGUUUUACCUGUGCUCUACAGAAAGAAAUAUUAUACCAAGGGAAGCUCUUUGUAUCAGAAAACUGGAUUUGUUUUCAUUCCAAGGUCUUUGGAAAAGACACUAAGAUCUCUAUUCCGGCUUUCUCGGUAACCCUGAUAAAGAAAACCAAAACUGCCCUUCUGGUGCCAAAUGCCCUGAUUAUAGCGACAGUCACAGACAGGUACAUAUUUGUCUCCUUACUCUCCAGAGAUUCAACUUACAAACUACUGAAAUCUGUGUGUGGACACUUAGAAAAUACAAGUACUGGCAACAGUCCCAAUCCAUCUUCUCUUGAAAACAGUUUCCAGGCAGACCGCCCUUCAUCUCUGCCUCUGGAUUUCAACGAUGAAUUCUCAGAUCUGGAUGGAGUGGUACGGCAGAGAAGGCAAGACAUGGAAGGAUACAGCAGUUCUGGAUCCCAGACUCCUGAAUCUGAGAACUCUCGAGAUUUCCAUGUGACAGAAUCCCAGACAGUUCUGAAUGUCUCCAAGGGAGAAGCAAAACCAACUCGGGCAGAUGCCCUUGUGAACAGAGUGCCUGAAGGAAAAGCCAAGAGUCUCCCUGGGCAUGGUCAGUCAGAAACCAUUGGAAUCAUACCCAGAGUGAAGUCUCAGAAAUGUCCGACUCUCCACCAUAUUCUUAUACUCUAUGCAAUUGUUGUCUGUGCACUAAUCAUCUCGACCUUCUACAUGAGAUACAGAAUUAAUUCUCUGGAGGAGCAGCUGGGGUCACUAACCUCCAUUGUGGACACCCAUCAGACUGAACAGACAGCACCAUCCAGCCCGGAGUCACACGUACAGUUAAAUGUGGAGGUCCUGUGCCGAGAGCUUACUGCCAACAUAAUGAGACUAGAAAAGAUACAAAACAACUUACAAAAGCUACUUGAGAAUGGUGACUGACCAGCCAGAAGCUUGGACCAAUGCAAAACCUCGCACUUCCCUUGAAGUAGGUGCUCCCCAGGCAUUCUGGUGGAGCGCUCCCUGCUGGCCAGAGGAGCGAGCAGAUGGGCAGCCCCAGCCGUGCUUGCCCUUGGAGGUCUCCAGCUCAGGAAAGGGGGGAAGGGGAAUAAUUUUGGUUCCUGUGCAAUAAAAUUUGGCCUUGACUCUCUGAGGAAGUUUUCAGGGCUGCUGCCUGAAGAAAACAGACCCAUCUCUGGAGGUCUCAGGAAGGGCCUAGCGGACUUGGACGAUUGUGGUUCAGUGGGUUAUAGUGACUGUGUCAGCGGUACUGACAUACUUCUCCACUCCAUGCCUUUUCAGUCCUACCCACCUGCCUUUUCUCUCCUGUACACCCCUCUUAACCAACCUUCAAACUAAGGGAUAUAUCGUGUGCCAACAAACUCGAUAGGAUCCUUUAAAGAAUUUGCCAUGACUCUCC